GUGCAGCAACAAAGACCCAGCACAGCCAAAAAUAAAUAAAUAAAUUAAAAGAAGAAAAGGAUACUAGAAACAACUUACUUUUUCAUAUUAAGAGACUGGUUAAAUGUAUGCUGUAUUCGUACCACAGAAUCCGCAGCUGUUAGAAAGAAUGAGGUGGAAGAGUCUUUGGAGCUUUGGCGAAUGAUACUUGGAGUAACAGUUAGCUCCCAUGGAGAGCUUGCCGUGUGCCUGGCACUGCUCUGCCCUUUAUCCUGGUCGUCUUGUUUAGUCCUCGCAACGGCCCUGUGAUGGAGGAGCUAUUCUGAUGCACGUUUCAUAGAUACACUCAGGCACUGUGGCUUCGGCCCGAGUUCUUAACCAUGAUAGUAAAUAGCCAGGUGUAAAGCAUGACCCCACUGGCAGGUUUUAAAUAUAUAUACAUACAGCCUGUAAAUAGAAAAGACCGUUCAUUAAAACAUAGGAAUCUUACGAAAGAUGUCACCAUCUUUUCAAAGCUUAUUGGGGGAUGAGACGAAGGGAGGUGAGACUGGGCCUGUAGAGUCCCCCAGGGUCUCGGGCCCCCUUCUCCUUUCCCUGCCACACUUGGGCCUGCUUCAGGCCACGGGGCUCACAGAAGGGGUGUGGCCCAAGCCGACAAGGAGGCCCAAAUGUUGGAGACAGGAACGCACGUCCGGUGCUCCCGUGCAAGCUGCCGGGAGCAGCUGAAUGCUGUGUGAUUAGCUCCAUUUGGGAGAGGCGUUCGUUGUAAUCAAGUUGUAUUUCCAAGGGUUUGCAGCCCAGUUGUUUUUCCAGCUUGCACCAGCUGGGUGUUGGCACUGCCUCACCCAAACUUCAGAUUACGAAACAUCACGGCCAAUUUGCAAACUGCUGUAAGAAAAAGCCUUGCAUUUCAUUAUGCUUUUGGUUCUUCCUGAUGCUCCCUGUGUCUGUCAUGUUUGAAUCCUUCCUGUGUCGAACUUCAAGAAAAGGGCAUUGGUGAAUAGUUAAUGCUGGAUGAUCAGUCAGUGAUUCUGCCGUUUCCAAGAGGCCACUUCAGGCUGCCGCCCCCCCCGCCGCUGCCCCCAGGACUUUAGCUGUGAGUUUGCAGUUGUGCCUUGGUGGCAGGGAUUUCAGCUCUUGGGUCACGCCACGCUGGGGGCGCCUUCUUCCUUGCCUGCGUGAGGCAGAGAGGGCGCUCUGUGCGUGAGGGUUUGGCCGUGGUGGGCAAUUCCUCUGCAGCCGGGAGGACCGCUCCCUGCCCCAGGGAGCAACGGCUGUGGGAAAUACCGAGCUACCAGUGUUUCCAAACCAAGCUUGUGUCCGCUCACCAGACGCGCAGCAAAGCCAGUCUACCGACGUGAGGUUGCAGUGAAGGGAAAUACAGUGUCUACUGCAGGGCCAAGCAUGGAGAACAGGCAGCACGUGCUCAGAAGACCCAAACUCCCUGCUGGCUUUCAGGGAGGGCUUUUAAAGACAAGGCUGCUUACUCGAGGAUGGACUGUGCACACCCUCUGAGACCUGCGUGAACGAUGGAGCGUUUGGACGGUGUCAGGAGCUUCCAGCCGUAGACGUGCACCACUACGAAGUGUCGCCAGGGGUCCUGCAGCACCUGACAGCCACCCUGAGGGCGCUCUCCCGCACAGGUCUCACGUGGCAGGAUGGCUACACCCAGCACGUGAUGGCGCGGGAGCUCGCCAGCCUUCCCCAGACCUCCCCGCGACGCCCAGAGGCCUCCGGCGCCGCCAGGAGCUCAAAGCAGAGUGUCCAGGACAAGCGGAGCCUCAGCCUGGAGGGCGACGUGCUGGCCGAGGCCCUUCAGCGCUACCUGCCCUACCUGGAGGCCCUGUCCCAGGCCGCCGUCCCUGAUGUGCUCCCCGGGCUGAAGCCGGACAGGCCGCCGGCCCAGGGUGAGGACCCCCCGGCCGACAGCGUGCUGACCUUCAUGGCCCGGACGUCCGCCCUGACCUAUGCCCCCGCGUCCCGGGCCGAUUUCCCCGGGGACCGCCCGCUGCGCACGCUCCGCAGGCUCCAGCCCGACGAGCUCAGCCCCAAGGUGGCCGGCGGCGCGGACAGGCAGAGUCUGGUCGCCGCACUGGGUGCCUACGCGGCCCGGAAGCCCCCCGCGCCCCCCAGGGAUGGCGACCCCGCAACCCGCAAGCUCGUGCGCGCGCCCUGGCGAGAGCCCAGGGUCCUUUCGGCACCGGCGGCCCCCCAGAAAUGGCCCUCGCCUCCGGACCCCAGGGACGCCCUGGGCACGGACGACGGGGCACGUGUUCAGGCUCUGCUGAAGGACCUGCGGGAGCGCCCAGGCAGCGUGGAGGGUCUGAGCGCCCUCGAUGUGGCCGAGGCAGGCCGUGCGAUAGCGAGCGCGAUGCCAGGCGGGCGCGCGGAAGGGGAGCAGGACGGCGCCGGGAGAGGCGGCGGAGGGCCGAGAGGCCAGGCGGGCCGCUCGGGGGCCGUGCGCCACAGAGACGGCGUGCCAGAUAACAGAGUGCGAGACGGCGGUGCAGGAUUUUACCAGGAGGUCAGCCGUUUGGGCGUCAAACUCGGGGACCUCCUGCAGGGUCCUGGGUCUCCAUUCCUGCCUGGAGCCCCCCAUCUUGCCGGGUCUUUCAAGACGGAGAUCAAGAAAUCGGAGGACCCUGAGGCCUCCCCAUCUUCAGAGGAGGAUCGCGUUGGGGUGGAGAACAUAAAGAGUCAGACCUACUCCAAGGAGCUGCUGCAAAGGCCGCUGCACCCGGAGCCGGGGCCGGGCGGACUUGGGGCAUCGCAGCUCUGGGCUCCGGCGGCCCCGCAGGAGGACCAGCGCCCCGGCGCCGGGGCCCGGGGACCCCCCGGCCCAGGCCUGCGGCUGGAAGUCCAACCUCCCCAGGAGGAGUACGGCUACAUUGUGACGGAAAACGACCCGCUGAGCCCAGAGAAGGGGACGGAGGUGCUGGAGGACGUGGCGCGUCUCCUGGACAUGCCGGCGGGCGUCUUCUCGGACAUCGCGGUCUCGGGACCAGCGGUGACCUUCAGGGUGCGCGCCAACCUCCAGAACGUGACAGCGGCGGACGCCGCGAAGGCGGCAGUUGACAACAAGGACCAACUGGAAAAAAUGUCUGGACUGAGAGUUCUUCGGACCGGCGUCGGCUCGAAAAGCAAACCCAAGCUUCUGCCUCACCAGGCAGAACGAGAGGACUCGACCAAGUUCAUCGUGCUCACUCUGGUCUCCGUCGUCGCCAUCGUGGCGGUCCUGCUGGCGUCCGGCGUCAUCUACUGCCUACGACACAGCUCUCAGUACAGGCUGAAGGAGAAGCUCUCGGGACCUGGGGGCGACCCGGACCCUGAUGCCACCAACGCCUACCAGGAGCUGUGCCGGCAGCGCAUGGCCGCGCGCCCGUCCGAGCGCCCGGAGACCGCGCACACGUCCCGCGUCAGCAGCGUGUCCUCCCAGUUCAGUGACGGGCCGAUGCCCAGCCCCUCCGCGCGGGGCAGCACCUCGUCCUGGUCGGAGGAGCCCGUGCAGCCCAACAUGGACAUCUCCACCGGCCACAUGGUCCUGGCCUACAUGGAGGACCACCUGAAGAACAAGAACCGCCUGGAGAAGGAGUGGGAGGCUCUGUGUGCCUACCAGGCCGAGCCCGACAGCUCGCUCGUGGCGCAGAGGGAGGAGAACGCGCCCAAGAACCGCUGCCCCGCAGUGCUCACCUACGACCACUCCCGGAUCCGGCUGAAAUCAGAGAACAGCCACGGCAGCUCUGACUACAUCAACGCCAGCCCCAUCAUGGACCACGACCCCAGGAAGCCCGCGUACAUCGCCACCCAAGGACCGCUGCCCGCAACCGUGGCCGACUUCUGGCAGAUGGUGUGGGAGAGCGGCUGUGUGGUCAUCGUCAUGCUGACCCCCCUCUCGGAGAACGGCGUCAGGCAGUGUUACCACUACUGGCCAGACGAGGGCUCCAACCUCUACCACGUCUACGAGGUGCAUCUGGUCUCUGAACACAUCUGGUGCGAGGAUUUCCUCGUGAGGAGCUUUUAUCUGAAGAACCUUCAAACCAACGAGACUCGCACGGUGACGCAGUUCCACUUCCUGAGCUGGUAUGACCAGGGAGUGCCUGCCUCCACGAGGUCCCUUCUGGAUUUCCGCAGAAAAGUAAACAAGUGCUACAGGGGCCGUUCUUGUCCAAUAAUUGUCCACUGCAGUGACGGCGCGGGCAGGAGCGGCACCUACAUCCUGAUCGACAUGGUUCUCAAUAAGAUGGCCAAAGGCGCUAAAGAGAUCGACAUCGCCGCGACGCUGGAGCACUUGAGGGACCAGAGGCCACGCAUGGUUCAGACAAAGGAGCAGUUCGAGUUUGCGCUGACGGCCGUGGCCGAGGAGGUGAACGCCAUCCUCAAAGCCUUUCCCCACACCCAUCCACAUUCUUAACCGCAAUCAUGUCGUACUGAUGGUGCAGUCAGCGUGGUCCCCGGAAUAGAGUUGGCUCGUGACCUGUCGCUUCCUGAAGGAGUGUCAGCUGUGCAGGGCGGGGCCCGGAGAGGCCAUGAGGCGCCGAAUGGAGGCCGCCGGCUGUAAGAAGCUCAGUCGGCGUUUGUCUCGCCAACAGUUUAUCACUGGAGACACCGCGGCUUAUUCAGGAGUUAGGUGGACAGGAUGGUGACGUUCUGCAGCUUUGGGGCAGAUAAUAAGAAAGUCGUCCCAGCUCUUCGUGUGAUCCCGCCGCUCAACAGCCUCCCCGCCCAGCACUGUCGACAGCCCCUCCCGACCUUCCACCCCCGAGGAUGGGCAGGGCCGCUGGGGGCAAAUGCUUUCCCACCCAGAGUGCCUGCUCCCAGGCUAGCCACCGCAGGGACGCCUCACCUGGGCAAGGUAGGGGGCGAGCCCCAAACUCCAGACACGGUUAUGAACUACAAAUAGGGAUUUACACAGACGCAGCUAAACGCUUCCCUGCAGGGCGACCAAAAUCAGAGGGGGUGCGGGGCAAAGCUGGGCACUCGGCCGGCUCCCGGCAGGCACCCGUGGUCCCCUCUCCGGGAAGGCUCGGGCCCUGCUGGCGUCCAGAGAAGACCAGGGGUGCUUUCACCAUGGGAGGAACGCAGGGAGACCCGCAUUUUUUUUGCUUUUUACCCACGUGGGAUCAUAGCAGCUGGGGAAGAGGGAUGGCCCGGGCUCCCCCCAGGGCCCAGACUGUUCUUCUCUUUGCCUGCCCCCUUGUCUGAUGUCACGGAGACACACACAUCUAGCAACGAUCUGGAUUUGCCAAAAUACCACUUGAGCGCCAAAUGUACCACCCCCGCCCCGAAACAGAGAAUGCACUUCCUUAAACUGAAGACGUGUAAACAUCUGGGAAGGUGUGCAGGCGGCCCUGGGUGUCGCUGGGCUCGUUUUAGGGAACAAGACGCUCCCCGGUCACCCUGGUACCUCUGCUUCCCGUGCUGCACACCGUUCUUUCCAUCUUAAAUAGGUGUUACAUCUCAGAAGACAGGAGAAUAGGGAAAGCGGCCGGCUGAAUGGGGAGAAAAAUGCCAAAAUGUUGUUUGUGUCUUUAAAUGGUGUUGUCAUGUAUAUCUGCUUUAAUAUCUAUAAUUUCUUUCCCAACGUUGUUUCUCUCUAUCUGGAAUCUAAAUAAUUAAUAGAAACUAGUUUAUCUGAAUAUAGGAAGCAUAUACCUACUUGUAAUUUCUAACUUCUUAUGUUUCUUCAGUGUGAGAUAUAUAAAUAUAUUUAAUUGUGUCCGAUUAAACUUCUGGUUUCACA
Molecule: messenger RNA, 5719 nt
Organism: Aethalodelphis obliquidens (Pacific white-sided dolphin)
Lineage: Eukaryota; Metazoa; Chordata; Mammalia; Artiodactyla; Delphinidae
Gene: PTPRN2
Product: protein tyrosine phosphatase receptor type N2
Exons: 24
Coding region: 1658-4390 (910 amino acids)
Biological process (GO): insulin secretion involved in cellular response to glucose stimulus; regulation of secretion; protein dephosphorylation
Cellular component (GO): synapse; secretory granule
Molecular function (GO): protein tyrosine phosphatase activity
Source: RefSeq, a predicted model, not a curated record